Anolis carolinensis (green anole) is the source of this 6987-nucleotide messenger RNA. Its product is annotated as DAZ-associated protein 1. Gene Ontology annotation, biological process: regulation of translation; central nervous system development. Gene Ontology annotation, molecular function: mRNA binding. The coding region runs from base 235 to 804 and encodes 189 amino acids. Gene Ontology annotation, cellular component: cytoplasm. The record is from RefSeq and is a predicted model, not a curated record. NCBI's taxonomy places the organism in Eukaryota, Metazoa, Chordata, Lepidosauria, Squamata, Anolidae. The transcript is spliced from 6 exons.
AGGCGCACUCCGGCAGCGGCAGUUGGUGCCUGAGGAGGCGAGAUAGCAUUGGGGAAGCGAGGCGUGCGGCGUUGCGCAUGCGCGCCGCGGCUUUCUCUCCCCCCCCCCCCCCUUCGUCGCCGGGGUUCUCUUCUGUGAGGUAAAAAGAAGGGCGGCGGGAAGGAGCGUCGCCUGAGGGAAACCGUUGUUGCCUCCCCGCCAGCGGAGGAGGGGCCCCAGGUCGGGGCCGCCAGCAUGAACAGCGUCGGGGGCGCCGACGAGAUCGGGAAGCUGUUUGUGGGUGGCCUCGACUGGAGCACCACACAAGAAACGCUCCGCAGCUACUUCUCCCAGUAUGGGGAAGUGGUCGACUGUGUGAUAAUGAAAGACAAGACGACAAAUCAGUCGCGAGGCUUUGGAUUUGUCAAGUUCAAAGAUCCCAACUGUGUCGGGACAGUCCUGGCCAGCAGGCCCCAUACAUUAGAUGGCCGAAAUAUUGACCCAAAGCCCUGCACCCCUCGAGGAAUGCAGCCAGAGAGAACACGACCAAAGGAGGGAUGGAAAGGAUCCAGGAGCGAUAGCAAAUCCAAUAAGAUUUUUGUGGGUGGAAUCCCUCACAACUGUGGUGAGACGGAGCUCAGGGAAUACUUCAAGAAGUUCGGAGUGGUCACCGAAGUGGUCAUGAUCUAUGACGCAGAGAAGCAGCGGCCCCGAGGUAAAGGAGACCUUUUGUUUGCCCUUGAACAUUUCUUUCGCCCUCUUCCUGGAUCAGAUGGCAAACUUGUACGAUGUCAGCCUAUCCCCCUCCCAAAAAAACGUCCCUGAUUUAUUUUGGCUCGGAAAAUCACAUCCCUUGGGGACGCUCUUCAUGCAGUUCCAUCUAUUGUGUGUCAACUGCUUUCGGAGUCCGGUGUUGCAUGUCUCUGUUUCCCAAAUCCCUUCCCAAAGGAGAAAAAAGACACACGAGGCUUCUGAAAGCUUACAUCUUUGUUUCCCUGACCUUUAGAAACUGGAGAUAACAUAAAGUCUCCUUUUCCAGGCUUACGGUCCUCCCUCGCUGGGAGAAGGGAUGUCUAGUUUUGUCCAUUGCUCUUGGCCCAAAACCGUGUCUUGUCGUCACUGUUUAGUAUAUUUUGUGUCUUGAGUAGGGGUCCUCAAACUUUUUCAGUGGAGGGCCGAUUCACAGUCCCUCAGACUGUUGAGGGGCCGGACUAGGAUGAAAUAGUCCAAAAUGAGGAUUGUUGUUGUUGUGUGCCUUCAAAUCGUUUCAUACAGGUCAACCCGAAGUCUAAAGUUUAGGACAAAGGCCAGAUAGAUGAACUUGGAGGGCCUUAGAUUGGGGACCCCUGAUCUAGACGAUCUCAUAAAACCAUAGAUAAGCAAAGAGAUCCCAAAGAUCAUAUAGACGGUCUCAUAGGACCAUAGGUAAGGAAAGGGACCUCCAAAGACCAUCUAGACAGCCUCAUAGGACCAUAGGUAAGGAAAGUGCCCCCCAAAUUUAUUUUAUUUAUUUAUUUCUAAUAUUUCUACCCCGCCCUUCUCCCCGAGGGGACUCAGGGAAGGAAAGUGACCCUCCAAGGCCACCUAGAUGGUUUCAUAAGGCCAUAGGUAAGGAAAGAGACCUCCAAAGACCAUCUAGAUGGUCCUCAAAGGCCCUCUAGAUCUCAUCAGGCCUUCAGAAGGCCAUAGAUAAGGAAAGGGACCCUCAAAAACCAUGUAGAUGGUUUCAUAAGGCCCCCAAAGGCAAUCUAGACAGUCUUAUAGGACCAUAGGUAAGGAAAGUGACCUCCAAAAGCCAUCUAGAUGGUUUCAUAAGGCCAUAGGUAAGAAAAAUGACCCUCAAAGGCCAUCUAGAUGAUCUCAUCAGGCCUUCAGAAGACCAUAGAUAAGGAAAGGGACCCUCAAAAAUCGUGUAGAUGGUUUCAUAAGGCCCCCAAAGGCAAUCUAGACAGUCUUAUAGGACCAUAGGUAAGGAAAGUGAGCUCCAAAAGCCAUCUAGAUGGUCUCAUAGGACCAUAGGUAAGGAAAGAGACCUCCAAAGACCAUCUACAUGGUCUCCUAAGGCCGUAGCUAAGCAAAGAGACCUUCAAAGACCAUCUAGAUGCUCUCAUAAGACCAUAGGUAAGGAAAGUGACCCUCAAAGGCCAUUUAGAUGAUCUCAUCAGGCCUUCAGAAGACCAUAGAUAAGGAAAGGGACCCUCAAAAGACCAUCUAUAUGGUCUCCUAAGGCCGUAGCCAAGCAAAGAGACCUUCAAAGACCAUCUAGGCGCUCUCAUAAGACUAUAGGUAAGGAAAGUGACCUCCAAAAGACAUCUAGAUGGUCUCAUAAGGCUGUAGCUAAGGAAAGAGACCUUCAAAGACCAUCAAGAUGACCUCAUAAGACCAUAGGUAAGCAAAGAGACCUCCAAAGACCAGGUAGACUUAGGUCAACCCUAAGUCUAAAGUUUAGGACAGGGGCCAGGUAAAGGACCUUGGAGGGCUGCAUCCGGCCCACGGGCCUUAGUUUGGGGAGAGUGGGUGGGGCUACCGCCUAAAAGUGUCUAAAAGAUUUGGCUCAUGUUCACUUGAGGAUCUAAGCAGUGCUGGGCACGAGUGCAGCUUCCCCUUUAACUCGAAAGGCUCCUCCUUGUUUUUGGUCCUGAACGAAAGCAGUGGUCCCAUCGUCCGGCUUUCCAUUUCACCUUUUUCCGUUGGCUCUCAAAAAGCACAAUAUUUUCUAUAAAACGCCAUCUGCUUCCAUUGCAAUGACCCCCUCGGUAGCAUGUCAAGACAAUGCUGGGAAAACAGUUUGCCAUCUGGACUUUCCACUCUUCUUCCUUGAGACCAUUCUUAUUUUAAAGCUAUAUCUAAAUUUAUUUUCACUUCAUAUUUAUUAAGCUGUUAAGUCUUAGUUUUUGUUUUAAUUUAGACAUACAUCCUAGUGACAUAUUUAAGUGUUUCAUAGUAAAAGUACAGUUAAACGUUAAGUUCUUUCUUCCCCCCUUCCUUCCUUUUUCUUUCUCUCUCUCUCUCCCUCUGUGAACUGUUUUGUGAUUAAUAUCUCUUUAGAUUUCUUCUCUCUAGGUGAUAGAUUAUCACAGAGGUACAGGCCAUUUCCCUACAAACCGAGGUUUUGUCUUUUUAUUGGGAUUGUGAAUUAAAUUUUUUUUUUUCCAUAUUUGGGGCGGGAGGAGCUUGGUGAAGGGGAUGACGGUGCCUUUUUAAAUUAUUAUUCCUACUAUUAUUAUUAUUAUUUCAAUGCCUUAAUUCGUUUUGCAACAGCUUUGCCCUGUUUCAACAGAGAAAUUCACGGACGCAGCAAAGAGCAGCAACUUUUUUAAGGCCUGUUUUGUUUUGUUUUUCUGGUAAAGGCAACAGAUCCCUCAGUUUCAAAAUCUCCUUUCCCACCGAGGAAUCGGGUCAUUGAAACAUAUAUUUUUUUUCUCCUAUACUGAUUGUUAUUCACUGCCACCAAGUCAGCUUUUUCUGAUGGUGAUCCCAUGAAUGAGAACUCAUCCAAAUACUGCACAAGUUUAUAGUUCUCAUCAAUGAGAUAGAUAGAUAGCUGGGUUAACUGGCAAGGAAAUCCCUUCUUCCUUUUAACCUCUUUGUCGGCCUUUCUCUCCUAUUUGUUAGACUGAUACUUCUCGAGAGUCAUGCCUCUUUUUAUUCACAUAGUCAGCCCCUGAGUCCUCCUAUUUGUUCUUCUCCUGUGAGCAUGGAGAGAGACAAGGUGUCUCCAAGAGAUAGAUAGAGAAUUAGAAAACUUUUAAAGCUUGCUUCUGCUCCUGCAAUUACUGAGGCUCAUUCGCUCUACUGCUAGGCUCAAGAAAUAUAGUUACAAAACAAGGCUGUAAUCAUCAAAUCCAUAGAAGCAUAGGUAUGAAACAAGGUCCUUUCAAAGGAAGCCAAAGUCCCAGAAACGAGAAUAUAUCCAGGCUACAAGGUAAUAGAGGAACACAGACUUGAUACAGGAAAGCAGACUUGGUUCUUGACUCGAGCUAAGAAGUUGCUUUGACAAAGAUCUCUCUUUCAGCCGACUGUUUUAAUAGCAUAACAUGAAGGCAUUUCUUUGCCCUUUGUCCUCCCUCUUAUUUGCUAUUCGAAGGCUUCUACGCAACACCCGAAAUUCCAGCCGAUUGUCAAGGCCACUGAGCCCAUUAGUGUUAUCAGAGCUGCUCUCCCCUUCUGCUUCUUGCACCUGAAAACCAUCAUCAGAAACAACCUCAUUUCUUCCCAUGGGAAAAACUCCCUGCUCGUCAUCUCCCACAGCACCUGAAUCUCAUACUUCCCAUCAGAGUCAUCUUGAAAUUCAUCCUGAAUCUGAACCCCAUCAUUAUGCUCUUGCAUCCUAGGAUCCUCAUCAGUCACACACUUCAGUCACUCCAGAAGCAACUCCGGUUGCUCCUGACACGAAAAAAAAAAAAAAAUCAGUCACACAAAGGCAAAGGCUGAGUCACAGCAGGGUGGCUUUACAAAGGCAACAAUUCAAUGCCAUAUAUACAUAUCGAUAAAUCAGCAAAUGCAUUAAAAUCCAAAGCAGUUGAAACAUAAACUUGAAAAGAUCAAUUAAAAUCACAAAAUCCAGGUCAUAUCCCAUGGCCGAUCCGAAUUGUCAUUAUAUUAUUUAUUGUCUCAUAUUGCACUACUCCCAAAAACUGACCAAAAACCAUGUUUUUAGUUUUUUCCUGGAGGUCAGGAGGGAGGGGGCCGAUCUAAUUUCACUGGAAAGGGAGUUCCAUAGCCAAGGGGCCACCACUGAGAAGGCCAUGUCUCUCAUCCCCACCAGUCGCGCUACUGAACCUCUAUGCCCCGCCACCGUGUUCUAACAAGCAAUACAGAGGCUCAGCCCUGUCACGCGCUCUUUGGAAGAGGCCCCACCACCACCCCUAGCCCUGCUUUUUAGUCCUAAAAGGCCUCUCAGGAGAGCUAUAGAGGCUCAGCCCUGUCUCAGGCUCUUGGGAAGAGGCCCCGCCCCCACCUUUAGCGCUGCCCAUUAGUCCUAAAAGGCCUCUCAGGAGAGCUAUAGAGGCUCAGCCCUGUCUCGUGCUCUUGGGAAGAGGCCCCGACCCUAGCCCUGCCCUUCAGUCCUAAAAGGCCUCUCAGGAGAGGUAUAGAGGCUCAGCCCUGUCUCAGGCUCUUGGAAGGAGGCCCCGCCCCCACCCCUAGCCCCACCCUCUAGUCCUAAAAGGCCUCUCAGGAGAGGUAUAGAGGCUCAGCCCUGUCUCAGGCUCUUGGAAGGAGGCCCCGCCCCCACCCCUAGCCCCACCCUCUAGUCCUAAAAGGCAUCUCAGGAGAGGUAUAGAGGCUCAGCCCUGUCUCAGGCUCUUGGAAGGAGGCCCCACCCCCACUCCUAGCCCCACCCUCUAGUCCUAAACGGCAUCUCAGGAGAGGUAUAGAGGCUCAGCCCUGUCUCAGGCUCUUGGAAGGAGGCCCCGCCCCCACUCCUAGCCCCACCCUCUAGUCCUAAAAGGCAUCUCAGGAGAGGUAUAGAGGCUCAGCCCUGUCUCAGGCUCUUGGAAGGAGGCCCCGCCCCCACCCCUAGCCCCACCCUCUAGUCCUAAAAGGCCUCUCAGGAGAGGUAUAGAGGCUCAGCCCUGUCUCAGGCUCUUGGAAGGAGGCCCCGCCCCCACCCCUAGCCCCACCCUCUAGUCCUAAAAGGCAUCUCAGGAGAGGUAUAGAGGCUCAGCCCUGUCUCAGGCUCUUGGAAGGAGGCCCCGCCCCCACCCCUAGCCCCACCCUCUAGUCCUAAAAGGCAUCUCAGGAGAGGUAUAGAGGCUCAGCCCUGUCUCAGGCUCUUGGAAGGAGGCCCCGCCCCCACCCCUAGCCCCACCCUCUAGUCCUAAAAGGCAUCUCAGGAGAGGUAUAGAGGCUCAGCCCUGUCUCAGGCUCUUGGAAGGAGGCCCCGCCCCCACCCCUAGCCCCACCCUCUAGUCCUAAAAGGCAUCUCAGGAGAGGUAUAGAGGCUCAGCCCUGUCUCAGGCUCUUGGAAGGAGGCCCCGCCCCCACCCCUAGCCCCACCCUCUAGUCCUAAAAGGCAUCUCAGGAGAGGUAUAGAGGCUCAGCCCUGUCUCAGGCUCUUGGAAGGAGGCCCCGCCCCCACUCCUAGCCCCACCCUCUAGUCCUAAAAGGCAUCUCAGGAGAGGUAUAGAGGCUCAGCCAUGUCCCGGGCUCUUGGAAGGAGGCCCCGCCCCCACCCCUAGCCCCACCCUCUAGUCCUAAAAGGCAUCUCAGGAGAGGUAUAGAGGCUCAGCCCUGUCUCAGGCUCUUGGAAGGAGGCCCCGCCCCCACCCCUAGCCCCACCCUCUAGUCCUAAAAGGCAUCUCAGGAGAGGUAUAGAGGCUCAGCCAUGUCCCGGGCUCUUGGAAGGAGGCCCACCUUGUUCCCUAGCUCUUCCCUCUGUCCCAACAAGAGCCUCAGGAGAGGUAUAGAUUCUCAACCCUGUCUCAUGCUCUUGGGAAGAAGCUACGCCCACUCCUCUAGCUCCGCCCUGUGUGUCCUAACAGGCGCCUCAGGUGCUCAGCACUGUCUCCGACACUUGGGAAGAGGCUCCGCCCCUCCCCUGGCCCCGCCCCCUUAGGUCAACCCUAAGUCUAAAGUUUAGGACAGAGGCCAGAUCAAUGACGUUGGAGGGCCUUAGUUUAGUUUCAUAAGACCAUAGGUAAGCAAAGAAACCUUCAAAGACCAUCUAGAUGGUCUCAUAAAACCAUAGAUGAGGAAAGGGACCCUCAAAGACCAUCUAGAUGGUCUCACAAGACAGUAGGUAAGCAGAGAGACCUCCAAAGACCAUCUAGAUGGUCUCAUAACACCAUAAGGUAAAGAAAGGGGCCCUCAAAGGCCAUCUAGAUGAUCUCAUCAGGCCAUCAGAAGACCAUAGAUAAGGAAAGGGACACUCUGAGACCAUCUAGAUGGUUUCAUAAGACCAUACGUAAGGAAAUGGGCCAUCUAGACAGUCUCAUAGGAACAUAGGUAAGGAAAAUGACCUCCAAAGGCCACCUAGAUGGUCUCAUAAGACCAUAGGUAAGGAAA